UGUUUUUAUUCUAACUGGAUAUUUAGGAUAAUUUUCAGGAAGACCCAAUACAGAUGUCUAUGAUCAUCUGUAACUGUCUGAAGGAAGAAAGGAAGAUCCUGGAAAAUGCUCAGAGAUUCAACCAGGCACAGUCGGGGAAUAUUCAGAGCACUGUGAUGUUAGACAAACAGAAGGAGCUCGACAGUAAAGUCAGAAAUGUGAAAGACAAAGUUAUGUGUAUAGAGCAUGAAAUCAAGACCCUAGAAGACUUACAAGAUGAAUAUGACUUCAAGUGCAAAACCUUGCAGAACAGAGAACAUGAAACCAAUGGUGUGGCAAAGAAUGAUCAGAAACAAGAACAGAUGUUAAUCAAGAAGAUGUAUUUAAUGCUUGACAAUAAGAGGAAGGAAGUAGUUCACAAAAUAAUAGAAUUGUUGAACAUCACCGAACUUACCCAGAAGGCCCUGAUUAAUGAUGAACUGGUGGAGUGGAAGCAGAGACAGCAGAGUGCCUGUAUCGGGGGACCCCCCAAUGCUUGUCUUGAUCAGCUGCAAAACUGGUUCACCAUAGUUGCCGAGAGUCUGCAGCAGGUUCGUCAGCAACUUAAAAAGCUUGAGGAAUUGGAACAGAAAUACACCUAUGAACAUGACCCUAUCACAAAAAACAAACAAGGGCUAUGGGACCGCACCUUCAAACUCUUCCAGCAGCUCAUUCAGAGCUCAUUUGUGGUGGAAAGACAGCCUUGCAUGCCAACACACCCUCAGAGGCCACUAGUCUUGAAAACCGGGGUCCAGUUCACCGUGAAGUUGAGACUCUUGGUGAAAUUGCAAGAGCUGAAUUAUAAUUUGAAAGUCAAAGUCUUAUUUGAUAAAGAUGUGAAUGAGAGAAAUACAGUAAAAGGAUUUAGAAAAUUCAACAUUUUGGGCACACAUACAAAAGUGAUGAACAUGGAGGAAUCCACCAACGGAAGUCUGGCAGCUGAAUUUCGACACCUGCAACUGAAAGAACAGAAAAAUGCUGGCACCAGAACUAAUGAGGGACCCCUCAUCGUUACAGAAGAACUUCACUCCCUUAGUUUUGAAACCCAGUUGUGCCAGCCUGGUUUGGUCAUUGACCUCGAGACGACCUCUCUCCCCAUCGUGGUGAUCUCCAAUGUCAGCCAGCUCCCGAGUGGCUGGGCCUCCAUCCUGUGGUACAACAUGCUGGUGACAGAGCCCAGGAAUCUUUCCUUCUUCCUGAACCCGCCUUGCGCACGAUGGGCUCAGCUUUCAGAGGUGCUGAGUUGGCAGUUUUCUUCUGUCACCAAAAGAGGUCUCAAUGUGGACCAGCUGAACAUGCUGGGAGAGAAGCUACUUGGUCCUAAUGCUGGCCCCGAUGGUCUCAUUCCAUGGACAAGGUUCUGUAAGGAAAACAUAAAUGACAAAAAUUUUCCUUUCUGGCUUUGGAUUGAAAGCAUCCUUGAACUCAUUAAAAAACACCUGCUCUCUCUCUGGAAUGAUGGGUGUAUCGUGGGCUUCAUCAGCAAGGAGCGGGAGCGCGCCCUACUGAAGGACCAGCAGCCGGGGACGUUCCUGCUGCGCUUCAGCGAGAGCUGCCGCGAGGGGGCCAUCACGUUCACGUGGGUGGAGCGGUCCCAGAACGGAGGCGAACCUUACUUCCACGCGGUGGAACCCUACACGAAGAAAGAACUUUCCGCUGUUACUUUCCCUGAUAUUAUUCGCAAUUACAAAGUCAUGGCUGCCGAAAAUAUUCCAGAGAAUCCCCUGAAGUAUCUGUAUCCAAAUAUUGACAAGGACCAUGCCUUUGGGAAAUACUACUCCAGGCCAAAGGAAGCUCCAGAACCAAUGGAACUCGAUGGCCCUAAAGGAACUGGAUACAUCAAGACUGAAUUGAUUUCUGUGUCUGAAGUUCAUCCUUCUCGACUUCAGACCACAGACAACCUUCUCCCCAUGUCUCCUGAGGAGUUUGACGAGGUGUCUCGGAUAGUGGGUCCUGUAGAAUUCGACACUAUGAUGAAUGCAGUAUAGAGCACGAAUCUUUCCCAUCUUCUCUGGCGACAUGUUUCCUUCCCGUCUGUGAUCCCCUCCUGCUGCUCUGUUCCUUCACAUCUUGUGUUUCUAGGGAAAUGAAACAAAGAUGAAGAAGUUUGCUGCAACCUGUUGAUAGCAAGUGGAUUUUUCCCUAAUUCACAAACGUCUGUUACUCUGAAGGGCUUCAUGCAUCUUAUGAAAGGUAAAAUUGAAAGGCCCUCUCCGUAGAGUGGGUUUUAGACAUGAAAAAUACUGAGAUAAUACUGAAAACAUGAGGACUAGAAGGAGGGUCUUUUGGGAAAGGAGGAGCAGUUUAGCAGCACUUAGCAAAUGCUGUGCCCAGAGUCCACGCCGUUGUCACAGGUUGUUGGACAGAUCACAUGGUUAUUUAGGGAACUUCUUGAUACAGGACUGGCAGACUUCUAUUCUGGAGAAUUCUGAUUUCUUCCCUCUGCUUUAAAUAUGGCUGGAGGUUUUCCAUUGGUUUAUCUACGGAAUCGUUCAAAGCUAAGAUACAGAGAAUUGCGUACACUGAUUAGCAAAGGUAGCCGUCCUGUGUCUAGAGGCAGGGAUGCAAGUCGUGUUCUUCCACAUGAGCCAUAGAAAGCUAAAAGCACAUUCUCUCUCUUGGGAGAAUUCACUUUUCUGCUUGUCAUGGCAUGAUGUUACUGGCUAAUAUUAGUAGAAGGAAAUCUAUUUUCCAAAUUCAUAAGUAGUUUUUUUCUGUGUAAACCUUAAUAUCCAAAGUUGCACAUCUUCUGCCUUCAUCAUGGUCCCUAGUAAAUGAAGUUGUCUUCACACUUCUGUUCACGGGAGCCAGGCUGUUAACAACAGCUCUCUCUAGGCAAAACCGUGUACGCAAAAAGUCGAAAUUAAUCAUAGAUGUAGACCGACUCAGAAAUUUAAUUCAUAUUUCUUAAAUGGGUUAAUUUGUCUUCAUUGUUAUUAGUUGGUAUUUAGUCUUUGUCAUAACACUUUCAAAUUGAGAAGAAAAAUAGUAAUUGACAAAUAAUUAACCAGAGAUAAUAGAAGAGUCAAAUCACGCGAAAACUCGUCCUGUGUGACGGCAUUGAGAAUGGCAUGUUUUUCACUGAUAAAUGUGUGUCUCUGACAAAUACAUUUGCAGAUGGUUCCACUUU
This is a messenger RNA of Suricata suricatta (meerkat), 3148 nucleotides long. RefSeq names its product signal transducer and activator of transcription 1 (gene STAT1). Gene Ontology annotation, biological process: type I interferon-mediated signaling pathway; response to peptide hormone; cell surface receptor signaling pathway via JAK-STAT. The coding region runs from base 54 to 2006 and encodes 650 amino acids. Lineage: Eukaryota; Metazoa; Chordata; Mammalia; Carnivora; Herpestidae. The transcript is spliced from 21 exons. Gene Ontology annotation, molecular function: RNA polymerase II cis-regulatory region sequence-specific DNA binding; DNA-binding transcription factor activity, RNA polymerase II-specific. The record is from RefSeq and is a predicted model, not a curated record.